Messenger RNA from Saccharomyces paradoxus, 879 nucleotides. It is a transcript of the gene MRPL7, whose product is annotated as mitochondrial 54S ribosomal protein uL5m. The coding region runs from base 1 to 879 and encodes 292 amino acids. Gene Ontology annotation, biological process: translation. Gene Ontology annotation, cellular component: cytosolic large ribosomal subunit; ribosome. Lineage: Eukaryota; Fungi; Ascomycota; Saccharomycetes; Saccharomycetales; Saccharomycetaceae. Gene Ontology annotation, molecular function: RNA binding; structural constituent of ribosome. The record is from RefSeq and is a predicted model, not a curated record. The transcript has a single exon.
AUGCAAAGGUUUACACUAGUCACUCAUAGAUCGUUCUCCCACUCCUGUGUGAAGCCUAAAUCUGCAUGCUCUUUGGUCAAGCCGGUUCAUCACUUGGUGAAAAUUGAUAAAUCAAAGUUAUCCCCCAGAUUUCCGGAAUUGAAAUAUGAUAAGUGUGAUAUUAGGUCACCUGGAUUUAAACCAAAAGACACUCAUGCAGAUAGACUCAAUGACCAUUAUCUAAAUACUUUGCAAUCUGAUUUGCUGUUGAUUAAUUAUUCGCAUAACGCUACCGUGACAAAAGGCCUCAAACAGAGAGCGUGGAGUGGUAAUUCGCCAUACCACUUGAACAGACCACCAAAAAAUCCGCAAGGCUCGAAGGUCCAACUACCUGACAUUCAUCCUAUCAAAUGGAGCAACAUUCCUGGGUUGGAGAGUGUCGUAAUAAAUUGUUUUGUUAGGGAAGCGAGGGAAAAUCAGUUAUAUGCUAUCACUGCAGCUUUACAAUUACAACAAAUUACUGGAUGUAAACCCCAUCCAAUUUUCUCCAAAAACGAUGUUCCAACUUGGAAAUUGAGAAAGGGUCAUCAGAUGGGAGCCAAAGUUGAACUAAAGGGAAAAGAAAUGUCUCAGUUUUUAAGCACGUUGACCGAGAUUGUCUUACCAAGAAUAAGAGAAUACAAAGGUAUAAACAACCAAUCCGGGAACAGAUUUGGCGGGAUAAGUUUUGGUCUGACUCCUGAAGAUAUUAAAUUUUUUCCUGAAAUUGAUGCAAACCAGGACUCAUGGCCUAAAACGUUUGGUAUGCACAUAAAUGUAAACACCUCUGCUCAAUUAGAUUACCAGGCAAGAACUUUGUUGAGUGGAUUCCAGUUCCCAUUUUUCGGAGAGGAGAAAUAG